AUGAUGAACCUCUUCCGACUGCUGGGGGAUUUAUCCCACCUGCUAUCCAUCCUGAUUCUGCUGCACAAGAUGAAGGUGUCGAGUAGUGCAUCUGGUAUAUCGUUCAAAUCGCAAUUCCUCUACCUGGUCGUCUACCUCACGCGCUACGUCGACCUCCUCUGGACCUUCUACGAACCCAAGUCGCUCUACAACACCAUCUUCAAGAUCAUCUUCAUCAGCACUUCGGCCUACACCGUCUACCUCAUGCUCAACGACUACAAGCCGACACACGACCCAAAUCUAGACACGUUCAAGGUGCAAUACCUGCUGGGCGCGAGCGCAGUGCUGGCGAUACUGUUUCCCUACAAAUACACAUUCACGGAGAUACUCUGGGCUUUCUCUAUCUGGCUAGAAUCGGUUGCCAUCUUGCCGCAGCUGUUCAUGCUGCAGAGGACGGGUGAGGCGGAGACAAUUACGACGCACUACCUCUUUGCGCUGGGUGCUUACAGGGCUCUGUACAUCCCCAACUGGAUCUACCGUUACAUUCGUGAGGUGCCCAAGUUCUACGAUCCCAUUGCAGUGAUUGCGGGCGUCAUCCAGACUAUUUUGUACUCUGACUUCUUCUACAUUUACUACACAAAGGUCAUCCAAGGCAAGAAGUUCAACCUGCCCGUAUAG
Alternaria arborescens is the source of this 657-nucleotide messenger RNA. RefSeq lists its product as hypothetical. The coding region runs from base 1 to 657 and encodes 218 amino acids. Gene Ontology annotation, cellular component: endoplasmic reticulum; cis-Golgi network; membrane. Gene Ontology annotation, biological process: endoplasmic reticulum to Golgi vesicle-mediated transport; protein retention in ER lumen. The transcript has 4 exons. The record is from RefSeq and is a predicted model, not a curated record. Gene Ontology annotation, molecular function: ER lumen protein retrieval receptor activity. NCBI's taxonomy places the organism in Eukaryota, Fungi, Ascomycota, Dothideomycetes, Pleosporales, Pleosporaceae.